Messenger RNA from Oxyura jamaicensis (ruddy duck), 7146 nucleotides. It is a transcript of the gene GPR63, whose product is annotated as G protein-coupled receptor 63. The transcript is spliced from 4 exons. The record is from RefSeq and is a predicted model, not a curated record. Gene Ontology annotation, cellular component: membrane. The coding region runs from base 2141 to 3400 and encodes 419 amino acids. Gene Ontology annotation, biological process: G protein-coupled receptor signaling pathway. Lineage: Eukaryota; Metazoa; Chordata; Aves; Anseriformes; Anatidae. Gene Ontology annotation, molecular function: G protein-coupled receptor activity.
UCAAACUGAUGUGUAGUGAUUACAUAUAUACUCAAAGGUUCUACUCCUAAAUUUAGGUUGCAAAGGAUUUAGGAAGCUUCCAGCUUGCUAGUUUUAUGUUAACUAUGCAGAGAUUAAAAUGAAAAGAGUAUGUUUUCAAUAAUAUUUUCAGGGUUUACUGUUCAUCCAGGUGUUCCAGUGUUAAAUUACCUCUUAAACAUAUGACUAAUAUGACCGUUGAACUACUGGGAAAGCUAAGAGUUGGGGGAAUACCAUGGCAGUACUAGAAAUGAAUCUAGAAGCGUAGAAGUCCUUUCACAUGAUCUACAAAUUGAGAACAUGAUUUUUCCCAAGAGCUAAGAAUAUAAAAUUAUUAAUUACAUUUUGCAUAUUUGUGGUUUGGAAUAGUAGUAAUGACUUGCAUGGCUGGCAUUUCUUGACAGUUAAUGGCUCUCUGAAUUUAAGAUAGAAAUAAAUAUCCUCAAGAGGGCAAUUAGUUGCAUUUAAUGACCCAAAGCAGAGGUGGCUGUUCCCCACCAUACUUUCCUUUGAAAAUUGCUGCAGUAAUGUUUAUACAGUGGAAGAAAGGAAAUUUUCCUAAAUUAAACUAAUGCUUCUUGUGAGUAGUUUUGUGGGUCAUCUACUCAUGCAGCGUAGUUGAUUAGUUUCAAUUUAGGAUAUGUAAAUAGGUAUUAAAACUGAAAACUGUUGGUUGCUUUCAGGAGGAACAGUUAGGUGAGUAAGAGAACAUUGUCCCUGCUGAUUUGUGCUCUGACUCAUUCUUUGCAUUGGCUUUAGCAGAAAGGAUUCCACUGCAAUAUGUUGCUGCCUCUACUUAAUGGCACAGGAAAAAAUGUUGAACUCAUAUUGAAGCAGGAAUAUGUCCCAGGCUGCCUUGUUCAAUAACAGGGUGUCAGAAAGUGCAUACUUGAGUAUUUUCUGUCAAAAUAUUUUUUUUUCAAAAACAAAAUGAGUCCAUGACCCUCAUACAUGCUCUUGACUUUAUUUAUCUUCCCAAAAGGGUAUUUUGCUUUUUCAUGGUUAUACUGCAUAAACUGUUUUAGCAGAGUUUUACUCCAAAAUAAUGGCAGCUUUAAAACAUACAGCAGGUUCCCAUUUGUGACCAUUUAAAAUAUUCCCAAGAAAUAGAUUCACCAUAUCAGGCACUGUGAGCUUCAAGUUUCUGAAGAAUGAUGGCUUCUGCAUGCUGGACCAAACCUUGGUACUGGACAGUACUGAAAAAAUGCUUGCUUUUAGCAGACAAAUUUAAUAAACAAUUGGACAUUUUGACAGCAGUUCAUAGCAUGUUCUGAUCUGCAUCAAACACAAUUGUUAUUAUGGUACUGUUUUCACAAGUAAAAAGUUCCCUGUUUUGGCUAUGUUGGUUACCGGUUUUGACUGACGUUGUCUUUGCAUAUGAGAUAGAAUCUUUUCCUUCUGGUUGAGCAUGCUAUCCAGAUUUUGAACGGAAAUUAUUUACCUUUUAGCUUCAAAAGCUGUUAAAAACAGACACCAUAGUUCUAGCAGUAAUGAGAUUUGAUGAAUGAAAUUUGUGUGGUAUUUAGCUUUAAGUGUGUACUUCAUUGAAAUAAUUGUGUCUAUUAUGUUCUAUAAAAAGAAAGUUGCAUACGAGUGAGAACCUUGCUUGGGAGAAAAUGUGCAUACCCAGUAAUUUUCAGGACAGAAAUGGAAAAAAGUGAUUGUGUGAAGCUUUUUUGCAUGUGAAAAGAAUUGGUGAGAGUACAUGUUCCAAAAGUGAAAAUGCUGUGACAAAAGGUACCUGCCUUUUGCUUGAGCACUUUCACCAUCAAAAAGCUUACCUAUUUAAACUACCAGAGCAUGGUCUUCUUUUUACGAGUCACUUUGAAUGGAGAUCAGACGAAGCAGAAUUGAACAAAGCACUGAAGAUAAGAGGUGCCAUGGAUGUGUAUUGUAGCAGUCCUGGCAGAACACUACAGCUUCUUUCCCUCUUCAGUGUUCGUGGCUUGUGGAGUCAUAAGCCUCUGUGGAACUUCAGAUGGAAAUACUGACAUGAAUUUAAGAGCUUUGAUGCUUUCAGAUGUUGAACUCUGAUUUGGUAGAUGACUGGGAAUAAGAUACUGCCUGAACAAGCUGAAAUGCCUUGAAGACCGUUGGUUCUGCUUUCAUUCUUCCUGAAGCAAUGGUUUUCUCAACAAUGUUGACACUGGCCAGUCCUGGGACCUCAAAUGCAACUUUUAUUGUUUAUGAAAACGCCUACACGAAUUUUACCACUCCACAUUUCUUGCUUCGUAGUGGCACAACACAGCCAUUGAGAUAUAGUUCAGGUGCUGUGCUUACCACUGAGAGAAGUACUUUUCUGGUAAAUGCUACAGCUAUCCUGCCAUCACAAGAAGUUUUCAGGAGCUUGAGUUUGCCACUCCAGAUCAUUCUUUCUGCUGCUAUGAUAUUUAUCCUAUUGGUUUCUUUCCUUGGAAACUUUGUUGUCUGCCUCAUGGUCUACCAGAAGGCAGCUAUGCGAUCUGCAAUUAACAUUCUCUUAGCAAGCCUGGCUUUCGCAGACAUGCUGCUGGCAGUGCUGAACAUGCCUUUUGCUCUGAUAACAAUCAUUACCACUGAGUGGAUUUUUGGGGAUAUAUUCUGCAGAGUCUCUGCCAUGUUUUUCUGGCUUUUUGUUAUAGAGGGGGUAGCCAUUCUUCUUAUUAUUAGCAUUGACCGAUUUCUUAUCAUAGUGCAGAGGCAAGAUAAACUGAACCCGUACCGCGCAAAGAUUCUGAUUGUGAUUUCCUGGGCAGCAUCCUUUGUUGUUGCUUUUCCGUUGUCAGUAGGAAAUCCUAAUCUGCAGAUACCCUCGAGAGCACCUCAGUGUGUUUUUGGCUACUCUACCAACCCAGGUUACCGAGCGUAUGUGAUAGUUAUCUUGCUAAUUUCCUUUUUUAUUCCAUUCCUGGUAAUGCUGUAUUCUUUUAUGGGCAUUCUCAACACCGUCCGCCACAAUGCAGUUCGUAUCCAUAGCCACCCUGAUAGCAUAUGCCUCAGCCAGGCCAGCAAACUUGGUCUCAUGAGCUUACAGAGACCUUUUCAGAUGAAUAUUGAUAUGAGCUUUAAAACUCGUGCCUUCACGACCAUCUUGAUUUUGUUCCUUGUCUUCAUAGUCUGUUGGGCACCCUUCACCACUUACAGCCUUAUUGCCACAUUCAACAGCCACUUCUACUACAAGCACAACUUUUUUGAGAUAAGCACUUGGCUUCUUUGGCUCUGCUACCUCAAGUCUGCACUGAACCCACUGAUUUACUACUGGAGGAUUAAGAAGUUUCAUGAUGCAUGCUUAGACUUGAUGCCCAAAUACUUCAAGUUUUUGCCACAGCUACCUGGCCAUACAAGGCGGCGCAUUCGACCCAGUGCCAUCUAUGUGUGUGGAGAGCAUCGGUCUGUAGUGUAAAGCUGCAGUUGUAUGACAGUGAUUGAUUGAUAUUUUCUGGGAUUAUUUGUUUUUAGGCUAUAGGUUGAUUUUUGUUUUUGUUUCAUAUGGCUUCUUCAGAGUGGCCAUAUCUUAUAACUUGAUUAAAUUUUCUGUGCAAUUUUGGGAGGAAAGACAGAGGGAGGGGAGGUGAUCGGUUGUAGUUGGGUUUACUACCAGAAUACAAUCUACACAAAAUAACAAAUAUUACCUCUAGGAUUCCAUGGAAAUCCAUUCUUUUAAACAAAAAUUGCAUUUGUAACAUUUGGUCAGGUUUAUGCUUACUAGACCUGCAAUUGCAUCUAAUUGUAGGGAUUUUUUUAUGCUGCUAAGAUACAGUAUAUUCAGUUGGUGUAAUUUUUCUGAAAAAUGUUGCUGCUGUCUAUCAAUAUAUUAGAGCCAAAAAGUCUCAUUAGAUAACUUCUAUUUAAUUUUAACAAUAUUUCAGAAGUUUUGGUGGUGACACUAUAAAACUUUUCUUUUUUAAUAUUUCCAUUAAUAUUUUUGUGCACUUUAAAGAAAUUGCUAUAGAAUUUGUUCAUUGGAAUAUUUUGUUCUGUAUUGAAGGGGUAUUAUUGUUAUUAUUUGUUAUAUUGAAUUUCAAUGAAAGUCCCAUGUAAGCUCUAGGAGGGCAAUUUAUGUUGGUAUAGCUACAAUUAGAGUCAUGGAUUUGAUGUUUUUCAACCAACUGAUCAGAAGUAGCAUUAACUGCUUAGUUCUGAGGGGAGUUGGAAGAAGAAAAGAAAGGGAAAGAAGGCAAUGGAAAUAUCAUAUCCUGAGGUUUAUGCUAACAAAAGAUUUAGAAAAAGGGAGUUCACUUGAAAAUUGUUGGAGGGGGAAAGGGUAGCUGUGGUGUGGUUACUUAAGAUUGUUAGAUGCUAUCCAAGCCUAAUGACAUGCCUGAAAAGAUAUCAGAAAUUGUGACUGUGCUUUCAGUUAGCAGUAUGUUGGUAUAAUGCUGUAUCUGCAUGAAGAUCAUUUAAGGCUAGGUAUGCUCUAUGUGGCUGAAAUCAUGCUAUCAGGUGUUAAUUGGGAUAGAAUUAGGGCUAGUAGGGCAAAUCUAUGUAGCCUACAUAGGAACAACUGUGGGGGACAGAAACCCUAAUUGCUUGUUUUCCACUUUAAGUAUUAGAUUGAAAUCAUAAUCGCAUAAUAAUGAAUAACAGUUGCCCAGCAAGGUUUGCUAGGGAUGGAGUCUUUUUCCCUCCGCGUCUUCUUUAUAUUGAUUUUUCUUUGCCCUUUUCCUUCUGUAGUGGCUACUGCUUCAAGGUUUUACUCUACUGUUCUCUUGCAUUAGGCAUUGGGUUCUCCCCCUGAAAUGCCAAACCACCCAUUUGAAUCGUACCAGGCUGUCUUGAUACCUGCCUGGAAAGUAGAAAUACAGAGGUCUUCCUUGACCAUAGCAAUCCAGGCUCAGAUUUAUUUAUUUUUUUUUCCAAUCAGUUAAAUAAAUAUUUAAUGAGAGGCAAGUAAAAAUAAGAAUUAGUUCUGGGCUUUGAAGUGAGAUCCCCAGUUCCUCUGAGGCUAGGGAAGAACGCUCGCAGAACUUGCAUGUUCUUGCAGCAGGUUUUUGGGGCUGUCUGUGAUGGGGUACAGGAGGAAUAAGGCACAACGAACUUGUCAGCCAGGGCUAGGGGUUGGGCUUCUCUUGAUUCCAGCUGUCUUUCAGUACUCCAAAGCAUGGGGCCUCUUCAUUAUUCUUGUUCCUGAAGAGCAAAUAAGAGCAAUUUUAUUUAUUGUUGCAUGAAUUCUGAACUGAGUGUAUGAAGGAAAUGCUCUGUACUGCGUGGAUGUCUGGGGACUGCUUGCUUCUGGAGGCCAGCUAAGUAUUUCUAGCACAGAUUUUAUUCAAGUCUUCAGUGAAGAACUACUUUAACUGUAAUCUCUGUUCCUCUCAUUGACAAUUAUUGGUAAAAGUGUUGGCAGUUUUUACAUUUUAUGAGAAUAAAAGGAAUGAUUCUGAAUUUUAGUAAUUUCAUUUUUUAACCACAACAACAAAAGCUUGUUAAUGCACUGCUAGUGGAGGUUCUGGAUUGUGAAGGCACUCCGGCGGCAGCGAUGUUAUUGAUGUCCAUGCUUUCUAUUCCUUGUCAACUUCACGGAUGAUAUGGAUUUUUCUGAUCAAAAUGUUAGGCGGUAAAGGAGUUCUGCUGUAAAACAGAGUGUUUUAGUGUGUCUUUUCAGUAUAGCUUUUAUUUCUCAAUUACAUUUACAUUGAUGGUGAAAGUUUAUGACCUGGAUUGUAUGGAUUUCAUGUUUCAGAGCUGUCAUCCUUGUUUAUCUCUGAAAGCAGCAAAAUUGUGCUUAGAGUUAAUGUAAUAUGGUGAGAGUGCACACUGUCUAAGACGGCAGAACAGGCUGUCUUCCAGAGCUAUGAUGUAAGGGGCUUGAACAAAUGUAAAAUAUAGUAAUUCAAAAAGGAAUGAGAACUGAGUAAUACAGGAAAGUGAGAUCUUUGGUGGGAUUUCAUAAUCUCUGUUAAGUACUUGCUGUGAAGUAUAAAUUGCAAACAUCAAAGAAAGUUAAUCUGUCUGAAUAACUUGGUGUUUGCUUAUUAGUACUCUACCAAGGUUUCUGCUCAGAGCUGGGCCUGCUGAUACCUGGAGAAAAGAAACGCUGAUUGUGUAGCCCAAAUUCAAAAGCGACUGCGGUGGUGAUACAGUAUUCACACUUACCGGGUUUUAGAGAUGAUGAGAGCAUGCAGUGAACAAAGGGUGUUCAAACAAACAAAAUAAUGUCAGAGAAUAAUCCCCAGAAUAACUGUUUACACAAUUAUUUGGCCUAUUUUGUCUAACACACUAUCUUUAGAGCAGUACCUAGAGCAGAUGGUUACAGCUGAAGUUCUAGGACCAAGUUAAAGACCACUAAAACUGCUCAGUCUUACUGUCUGUGAUCCUGCUAAGAUAAGCCUGACCUUGCAAACAUCUGUAAUGUUAAAACAUCUGCAUGUUUGCAGAAUUAGGGCUACUGAGGCAUUUUGGUGGGUUUGAUCAAGUCAGGAUUUGAAAAAAUAAAGUUGGUCAUUCUCGAUUCAACUGGCAAAUUACAACAGUCUUCUCCAGAAAUUAUACUGGUUACUAAACUGCAUUCCCUUAUGUUACAUUUUCAGAAAUCUUUGAUAUGGAGGAUGGAAAUGAAUGUAUUUUCAAUUAUGUUUCAGUUUAAUUCAUUCUGUGAAGGCAUGCUGCUUACACAAUGCUCAUUUGUAGAAAUCUAUUGCUAAAAUUAUUCUUUUGUACUCAAAGUUGUGUAUUUUUGACAUUUGUUACUCAUGUAAGAAAAUUUGUGUAUAUAGAUAAGAAAAUUGUUUUGCCUCUUACUGUUUUCUGUUACUUUCUUAAUUUGUAUGCCAGAUGCUUUUAUAUUUGCUUUUGAAUUUGGGUACAUGCAUAAACAGUUGCAAGACUUCAGUGGUCUUUCUGUAACCAUUUGAAACUUUCAAUUCUCAAAUCAUUCAACAGUGCCCUCCUAGAGAGAGAUCUUGAUUUAUUUUUAAGUGAAAAAUAAAAAUUCAGAGCACAAGUUUAUUGUCGUUGCAAUGGUGACAAAUUUCUUAAGUCCAGUUUUCUAGGAGACACUACUUUGCCAUUAUGAACUGGUUUGAUUUUUUUUUUUUUUGAGGAAUAGUAAUUUUCUGAAGAAAACCUCAACUACUCUCUUAAAACAACCUGUUAAGUAGAAUGGUAUUGUCUUUUCUAUGCCUAUGAACAUACCUGAGAAACAAAGAA